AUGUCCCCACCAUCGCUGCCACCUCCUCAUCUCCCCAUUGCAUCACACACACCUCCUCAUCUCCCCACUGCCUCACACACACCUCCUCAUCUCCCCAUUGCCUCACACACACCUCCUCUCCCCACUGACUCACACACACAUCCUCAUCUCCCCACUGACUCACACACACCUCCUCAUCCACAUCUCUGCCUCACACCCACCUCCUCAUCUACAUCUCUGCCUCACACCCACCUCCUCAUCUACAUCUCUGCCUCACACCCACCUCCUCAUCUACAUCUCUGCCUCACACCCACCUCCUCAUCUACAUCUCUGCCUCACACCCACCUCCUCAUCUACAUCUCUGCCUCACACCCACCUCCUCAUCUACAUCUCUGCCUCACACCCACCUCCUCAUCUACAUCUCUGCCUCACACCCACUUCCUCAUCUACAUCUCUGCCUCACACCCACCUCCUCAUCUACAUCUCUGCCUCACACCCACCUCCUCAUCUACAUCUCUGCCUCACACCCACCUCCUCAUCUACAUCUCUGCCUCACACCCACCUCCUCAUCUACAUCUCUGCCUCACACCCACCUCCUCAUCUACAUCUCUGCCUCACACCCACCUCCUCAUCUACAUCUCUGCCUCACACCCACUUCCUCAUCUACAUCUCUGCCUCACACCCACCUCCUCAUCUACAUCUCUGCCUCACACCCACCUCCUCAUCUACAUCUCUGCCUCACACCCACCUCCUCAUCUACAUCUCUGCCUCACACCCACCUCCUCAUCUACAUCUCUGCCUCACACCCACCUCCUCAUCUACAUCUCUGCCUCACACCCACCUCCUCAUCUACAUCUCUGCCUCACACCCACCUCCUCAUCUACAUCUCUGCCUCACACCCACCUCCUCAUCUACAUCUCUGCCUCACACCCACCUCCUCAUCUACAUCUCUGCCUCACACCCACCUCCUCAUCUACAUCUCUGCCUCACACCCACUUCCUCAUCUACAUCUCUGCCUCACACCCACCUCCUCAUCUACAUCUCUGCCUCACACCCACCUCCUCAUCUACAUCUCUGCCUCACACCCACCUCCUCAUCUACAUCUCUGCCUCACACCCACCUCCUCAUCUACAUCUCUGCCUCACACCCACCUCCUCAUCUACAUCUCUGCCUCACACCCACCUCCUCAUCUAUCUACAUCUCUGCCUCACACCCACCUCCUCAUCUACAUCUCUGCCUCACACCCACUUCCUCAUCUACAUCUCUGCCUCACACCCACCUCCUCAUCUACAUCUCUGCCUCACACCCACUUCCUCAUCUACAUCUCUGCCUCACACCCACCUCCUCAUCUACAUCUCUGCCUCACACCCACCUCCUCAUCUACAUCUCUGCCUCACACCCGCUUCCUCAUCUACAUCUCUGCCUCACACCCACCUCCUCAUCUACAUCUCUGCCUCAUGCAAAUGGACUUCCCCACGUUCCCUUCCGGCCGUCCCCGCUUUCCCAUUCCCGUCGCCCCCACCUUCGGCUCCCCGUUGUCCCACCUUCCCCUUCCCGUCGUCCCACCUUCCCCUUCCCGUCGUCCCACCUUCCCCUUCCCGUCGUCCCACCUUCCCCUUCCCGUCGCACCUAUUUUCCCCUUCCCAUCGUCCACAUUUUCCCCUUCCAAUCGUCCCCAUUUUCCCCUUCGAAUCGUCCCCAUUUUCCCCUUCCAAUCGUCCCCAUUUUCCCCUUUCCAAUCGUCCCCAUUUUCCACUUCCAAUCGUCCCCAUUUUCCCCUUCCAAUCGUCCCCAUUUUCCCCUUCCAAUCGUCCCCAUUUUCCCCUUCCAAUCGUCCCCAUUUUCCCCUUCCAAUCGUCCCCAAUUUCCCCUUCCAGUAGUCCCCACGUUCCCUUCCCGUCACCCCCACCUUCCCCGUCCCGUCAUCCCACCUUUCCCCUUCCCGUCAUCAUGAAUAAGCUCACUUUUCCUCCUUCUACCACUUACUCUCAGCUCACAUCUAUGGCUCCCACACCUAAACCCACCUCCAUCACCACUUACUCUCAUCUCACCUCCCCAACCACCAUUCUCCCGUUCUCCGAUCCUCAUCAACUCCCGCCCACACAUCCUCAUCCCUCUCCCCCCCCUCCCCCCAAUUCUCCAUUACCCAUCUCCUCCCGUCCACUUGAUGUCAUCUCUAUCCGUUCCCCCGGUGUCACCCCCUCCAACCCCAAACUCGUCUUCCCCUCUGCCUCCCCUCGCUGUCCCUUUCGGACCCUCCCAUCAUCUCCCCCUUUGCCUCACCUUAAUUCUCCCUCUGCCUCCCAUCAUCUCCCCCUUUGCCUCCCCUCAAUUCUCCCUCUGCCUCCACUAAUCCUCCCCUCUGCCUCCACUCAUCCUCCGCUCUGCCUCCACUCAUCCUCCCCUCUGCCUCCACUCAUCUGCCCCUUUGCCUUAGAUCAUCUAACCCUGAGCGACACCGGCGCGCACAAAACCCACUCUCCUGUCAUGGGCAGGUUGAUUGGAGGCAAUCGCAACACCUCCACUAUCCCUGACACCGUCACCGCCCUCAACUCUAUGCUCGCUCUACCCUUCUGGAACUCACUUGUCUGCUGUGCCCUUCCUCUCUCCUUCCCCCCGCCCAGCACAGAUCGCUUCCACCUCCCAUGGACAACACCAACGUGCACAAAAGAUGUGAGCCGCUGCCUGCCUUCCCUCCUGCCCUCCCCCCAACUUCCCCUUUGCCUCCCCUUAUCUUCCCCCCUAUCUUCAUCCAUCCUCACCUCCGCCUCCCCUCAUCCUCCCCUUUGCCUCUCCUCAUCUCCCCUCCGCCACCCCUCAUCUGUGAAGCGCACCUGGGGUGAUAGAGAUGACAGCGCAGCUAAAAAUAGAGGCGACAUCGAUGCAGGGGACGAUGGGGAAGUGAAACCAUGGAGACCCUGA
Closterium sp. NIES-65 is the source of this 2901-nucleotide messenger RNA. The record is from the annotation of a GenBank genome assembly. NCBI's taxonomy places the organism in Eukaryota, Viridiplantae, Streptophyta, Zygnematophyceae, Desmidiales, Closteriaceae.